CGCCCCACCGUGCAGCAGCAAAGUUUCGCGAGCGCCUGCCAGUGUGCGUGUUGUGUUGGUGAAACUGGUCCAUAUUUUGGAACGAAACUAUUUUGUAAUGCUUUUCCGUGCACUUCGUGCGUACGUGCCCCGUAAGUGAGUUCGUGCGUGCCGUCGCCGUGUGGUGCAGAUAAAACCCGUUUCUUCACGUGAGCUGCGUGAUAAAAAGUGUGUGGCCAAAGGUGUCUCAUUAGUCUGUGUGUGUGUGUGCGUUACCAUGUUUAUCUUCUGUGCUGAUAAUCGUACAGCAUUCCCGUGAUCUUUGUUCACCGUACGGAGGGGAGGGGAAAGGUAGUCUAUUCAACGUGUCACAGUAGGUGGGUGGCACCGCACUGCUAGACACAGCCACCCGGAUACAAUUACAAUCCACUCUGCCGUCGUGCUGUGUCCGUCGCCUCCACGUACACAGCAGCAACAGCAGCAGCAGCCCGAGAUUGCACUCGCUUGCCCUACGAAACUGUCAUCCGCGGUAGCCCAGCUGUGUAAAGGUCAGGGUGGUGUUCUUUCGAAGUUUCUUUUGUGUUUGCCAACCGUGUGGGGUGGAACUUUCGUCACCCAUUUCUUGGAACGGCAAAGGCCAGAUUUGCUCCGGUUCAUCAACAUCCGGGCUUGGCAACAACGUCUCCGAGCAAGCAGGCAAAAGGUCACACGCAGGGGGAACAGCUCGGGAAGGGAAAGGGGAACGAUUGCAAAAAAAAUGUGAGAAGCUCACUUACACGCACCUUGAUUCCGGCGGAGAAGAAGCAGGAGAAGGAGUGGGCGAAAACGUGCGAGUAAACAACAAUUAGAGUGAAAACGAACCGAAAGGAAAAGAAAUCAGCAACUACAAACAACAACAACAAAACACUUUCGCUCGUGUGCACGUGUAUUGCUGUGUGUAUGUGUGUCCAGCUUUAAUGAUUGCUUCUUCAAUGAAGACGAGAAGGUGUGGAUAGGGGAAAGGGAGCGCAGCAACAGUGGAAAGGAAGCACGCACCAGCGAAAACAACAAGUGCAAAAGCACACAGAGACGGACACAGGCAGCAGCUUGUCUCGUGUUCGUUUAGCUCCACAGAAGCCCCAACAGUGUGUGUGUGUGUGUGUGUGUAUGUGUGUGUGUGUGUGUGUAAUAUGGCCGUGUGACGAUGGCAUCCAUUGUAAGGAUUCCCGUACGCUGCAGGUGUCGUGCGGAAUGCCAGUGCUAAAGCGUCCCUCGAGACGGCCGCAGGAUAUUGUCCUUACGCGGAUGUGUGUCUGCUGAGUGUGUUCUAUCUUGUGUGUGUGUGUGUUUGUGCAUCUAAUGGCAGCAAAUGUUUGAAAAAAUAAAAAGACCAACAAUACAAUAGCGCGCAGUCAGCCACAGCCUCCUUGUGCUACUGUGCUUGUGGUAGAGCAACAUCCGCCCAAGGAGAGAGAGAGAGGGAGAGGAAGAGAAAGCCCACACGGGAUUGAAGUCACCAACGACAACGACGAAGACGACGCACACAACAUCAUCAAAAUGGGGCUACUGUUUGCAAAAAUCUGGAGCUUAUUCGGCAACGAAGAACACAAGCUCGUAAUGGUGGGUUUGGACAAUGCCGGCAAGACAACCAUCCUGUACCAGUUUCUAAUGAACGAAGUCGUCCACACCAGCCCAACGAUUGGAUCGAACGUGGAGGAGAUCGUGUGGAAAAAUAUUCACUUUCUCGUGUGGGAUCUGGGCGGCCAGCAGAGCUUACGGGCGGCCUGGAGCACGUACUACACAAACACAGAGUUCAUCAUCAUGGUAAUAGACUCAACCGAUCGCGAACGGUUAGCGGUGACGCGUGAGGAGUUGUACAAAAUGCUGCAGCACGAAGACUUAACGAAGGCUAGUUUAUUAGUGUACGCAAAUAAGCAGGAUCUAAAAGACUCGAUGAGUGCAGCUGAAAUUUCCAAACAAUUAGACCUUACCUCCAUCAAGAACCACCAGUGGCACAUACAGUCCUGCUGUGCGCUCACGGGCGAAGGGUUGUACCAGGGAUUAGAAUGGAUAGCGCAAAGGAUCAAGAAGAAAUGACACCCACCUGUGUAAAAGCUCUGCAGCGAUGUAAACCCCGUGGGGCCGACCGGCACCGGUAGCGCUUUGCUCGGCGAUUCUAUUGUUAUUCCGUAUGGAGUAUAUGGAGAGAUGGGCAAAUAGAAACCCACAAAAUCAUAACCAAACCAAGCGCCUGUGACGACGUUUGGCAAGGGUAUGCUGGGCAGUAGGAAAACCCCUCCGCCUGCUGCUCUCCAUUCAAACCGUACCGAAGGCUAUCGAAAUGGUCGGCGGAGGAGACGUGUAAUUAGCGAAACGAUCCAUCAAAAACUCUAGACCGGAGUAAGCACGGUAAAUGAGAUUGUACAGGUUUAAUUGUUGUUGUUGUUGUGCCGAAUCCGAUCAUUCGCGGCUCGCACACCGAAGGUAUGAUCAGCGAGCCACUAACACACACACACACAAUUGGUGUAAGAUAGCGAUAACUAAUUUGCAGCAUAACUUUAAGCGCUAAGAGAAGCGAGAGAAAAGUAAAGUGUUGUUAUGCGGAGUAAUGUGAGACGCUCCGCGCUUAUUUUUAUUUGCAGUCGUGUUGGGGUGCGCCGGGGAAUACUGCGACUGUGAAACGACUAAGACGUAAGGGAAUGUUAGCUUAAAGAUAAACACACUCAAACGAUUGACGAUAAAGCAAAGGGGGGAGGAAGAGGAAUCCUGCUGCAUCCCAGGAUGCUCCCAGAGCUAAAAAGACACCCCUCAAUUAACACCUGAUGUAGAGAUAAACGUUGUAUAAAACUAGCCAAAUGUAAUACGAUCGUACAGAAGUACAGGGGGCUGUUCGGUGCCACAGUGCUGCACAGAGGAGGAGUGACACACGUAAAAUUUGAACUUUUCAUUAGCAAAAUUUCGUGCAAAAUGUAUACAAUGUUAAUUACGACACAGGUGAAUACUUUAAGUUAGUGCAAAAAGGAUUCAAAGUGCAUCAUGCAAAUUCCAAGAACUCAGUAGCCAAAUCACUACCAUGCGGUGGCAGAAUAGAGGGGAAAAUGCAGCAUGUAAGAGUAAGAGGAAUGUAAGAGUGAUAUUGAUGCGGACGAAAAGACACAUCGCGUCUCCUCCGGCGGGCAGGGAUUACCUAUAGGGAAGAGUAAACUAUCUCACAAGGAAUCCAAUCAGGCGAGUGAAAAUGGGAAAGAGCUUUAGGAGGAGAGAGGGAUGCAUUUUACUACUUUAAAGCAGUGUUUCCGAUGUAUAGUUUUAUUCUUGCGUUUGCUUACGUAUUACAUCAAUAAUCGGUCGCGGCGAACAGGGAAGCUGGGUUUGUUUUUGUACAUUUCGAGCGUUAUACUGCUAGCAAAGAGACGAGAAAGACAGGCAGAGGAUUAAGCGUUUGAGCAAGGGUGUAAAUCAAAUCCUACCGUGCGUUUACUUGUUGCUCGACGUAGGAGGACGGUUCAGUGUGCGUGUGCGAGUAUGUAAGGAUGGGUGUGUAAGCGCUACUACUUGAAGUCGAAUGAAUGAGAAUGAGAGAACUACUUACACUAUAUAUAGUUAAAACAAAUGAAAAGUAACAAAAUAUAUAUACAUGUACGUAUCGAAAGAA
Messenger RNA from Anopheles coluzzii, 3613 nucleotides. It is a transcript of the gene Arl5, whose product is annotated as ADP-ribosylation factor-like protein 5B. Gene Ontology annotation, molecular function: GTPase activity; GTP binding. The transcript has 6 exons. The coding region runs from base 1516 to 2055 and encodes 179 amino acids. Gene Ontology annotation, biological process: protein localization to Golgi membrane; vesicle-mediated transport; intracellular protein transport. The record is from RefSeq and is a predicted model, not a curated record. Lineage: Eukaryota; Metazoa; Arthropoda; Insecta; Diptera; Culicidae. Gene Ontology annotation, cellular component: cytoplasm; trans-Golgi network.